Molecule: messenger RNA, 2068 nt
Organism: Podarcis raffonei (Aeolian wall lizard)
Lineage: Eukaryota; Metazoa; Chordata; Lepidosauria; Squamata; Lacertidae
Gene: PCYOX1
Product: prenylcysteine oxidase 1
Exons: 6
Coding region: 45-1547 (500 amino acids)
Biological process (GO): prenylated protein catabolic process; prenylcysteine catabolic process
Molecular function (GO): prenylcysteine oxidase activity
Source: RefSeq, a predicted model, not a curated record
CGCUUCCCUCCUUCCAUCUUCGCCGAGCAGCCGCCGCCGCCGCCAUGGCCGCCCGCUGCCUGCUCCGCGCCCUGCCCCUCCUGGCCGCCCUGUGGCAGGGAGUCGCGCGGGGGAACCAGGAGCUGCGCCCCCCGCCCGCCAGGAUAGGUGUGAUUGGAGCUGGCGUCGGGGGCACAUCUGCAGCCUAUUUCCUGCGCCAGAAGUUUGGUAAAGACAUCCAGAUUGAUAUCUUUGAAAGAGGAGAAGUCGGAGGCCGUGCGGCUACUAUCAAUUUGGAAGGGAAAUACUACGAAGCAGGAGGAUCGGUCAUCCACCCCCUUAACCUGCACAUGAAACAUUUUGUGAAAGAGCUAGGUCUUAACGUCCAUCAAGGUCAAGGUGGCCUUUUGGGCAUCUACAAUGGAGAUGAGUUUGUCUUUGAGGAGAGCAGCUGGUACAUUUGGAAUUUUCUCAAGCUCCUCUGGCAUUACGGACUGAAUCCUGUGCGGAUGUACAUGUGGGUAGAGGAUGUGCUAGACAAAUUUAUGAGGAUCUAUCGGUAUCAGGUUUACGACUAUGCCUUCAGUAGCAACGAGGGUUUACUUCAUGCCCUCGGAGGGGCUGACUUCGUUCAGAUGCUGAAUGUUACCAUUGAUCAGGCCUUGCAGAAGAACAGCUUCUCUCAGAAGUUCAUCAAUGAGAUGGUGACUCCAGUUAUGAGAGUCAACUAUGGCCAAGGUGCCAACAUCAAUAGCUUUGUGGGUGCCGUAUCUUUGGCAGGCGCCGAUUCUGGACUUUGGUCAGUAGAAGGUGGCAACAAACUGGUAUGCACUGGCCUUGUUUAUGCUUCUAAAGCACAACUGAUUUCUGGCACUGUUAUUGCUCUGGAAGAGAAAACGCUGAAAAGGGGACGCUUAGGAGAUACUGCGAAGCUGUAUGAAGUCACCUACAAUUCUACGUCAGGAUUAAUGUCAGAGCUGUAUGACAUCAUUCUGAUUGCCACCCCGUUGCAGCGUAAAAUUGCCAACAUAACUUUCCGCAACUUCAAGCCACCCAUUCCCGAGUUCUCCCAGCCCUACCAUCAGACUGUGGCAACGUUUGUCCAUGGGCGCAUUAACACUUCCUACUUUGGCUACCAGGAUCCUUCAAAGUUCUCUUUAACUGCCAUUUUCACAAUGGAGCACCCAAAGUUGUUUAUCAAUUGUAUUGGCAUUGUCUCUCCAGUUGAAGAUAAAACUAAGCCGCUUCUGAGCCCUGCAGUUUGGAAAGUGUUCUCACCCAAGCCUCUCACCAAGGAGCAACUGAAUUUGCUUUUCUCGUCUUACGAUUCUGUUGAAGCGAAGACGUGGCUUGCCUACCCACACUACAGCCCCCCAGAGAAAUGCCCGCCUAUCAUUCUCCAUGACAGAAUGUACUACCUCAACAGCAUCGAAUGGGCUGCAAGUGCCAUGGAAAUGAGCGCGAUCGCAGCCAAGAAUGCUGCUCUUUUAGCCUACCAUCGCUGGUAUGAUAAGGCAGACAUGAUUGAUCAAGAAGAUUUGCACGAGAGACUCAAAACAGAACUCUGAGGUAGAAUACACACGGCUGGGGAGGAAAUCUAGGUUGGUAUACUGUAUUUGGUGGGGUGGGGGAAGAGGAGAAGAGAGUGGAUCUGAGGAUAUAGCAAACUGUAUCGGACCACGUGGUGCAUCACCUACUGAAAACUCUUUUACUAUAUUUACAGGAAAAGAUAGCAACGAGGCACAGGGGAGUGAAAGAAUAGCUGUCUUUGAGCCAUGCAGCUUAAUUCAGGAUUUUACUUUGUUAGCAACAUGCAAGAGCCAUCAGGUGCUGGGCUGGAUUAGCAACUGACAGCAAGUAGCUGAAAGAAAAGGAGGGGUGACAUUAAAUGAAAUUGUUAUCAUUUUUCCCAUCAGUAUACUGAUGCCCAUGAAUUGUGUAUUGUCAUACUGUCCAAAUAUGUAUCUCCCUUUCAGAAGUCCCAAUCUUAUACACUGUGAUAAUGGGUAACUCAAGCCAUAUUAUCGCUAGACAAAGUAAGAUUUCUGAUGUUUAGCUGUGUCCGAUAUAAAAUACAAAUGUAGCCCAA